Lodderomyces oxycetoniae is the source of this 738-nucleotide messenger RNA. Its product is annotated as translation initiation factor 6. Gene Ontology annotation, molecular function: ribosomal large subunit binding. Lineage: Eukaryota; Fungi; Ascomycota; Pichiomycetes; Serinales; Debaryomycetaceae. The coding region runs from base 1 to 738 and encodes 245 amino acids. Gene Ontology annotation, cellular component: nucleolus; preribosome, large subunit precursor; cytosol. The transcript has a single exon. The record is from RefSeq and is a predicted model, not a curated record. Gene Ontology annotation, biological process: cytosolic ribosome assembly; maturation of LSU-rRNA; assembly of large subunit precursor of preribosome.
AUGGCAUCGAGAACACAAUUUGAAAACUCCAACGAAGUUGGGGUGUUUUCCAAACUAACUAAUUCAUACUGUUUAGUAGCAGUUGGAGGAUCAGAAAACUUUUAUUCAUCAUUUGAGGCCGAGUUAGGAGACGUUAUACCAAUAGUGCAUACGACUAUUGCUGGUACGCGUAUAGUUGGGAGGAUGACUGCAGGGAAUAGACGGGGAUUAUUAGUACCUACCCAGACGACCGAUCAAGAGUUGAUGCAUUUGAGAAACUCCUUACCUGAUACAGUAAAGAUCCAGAGAGUUGAAGAAAGACUAUCGGCAUUGGGCAAUGUGAUAUGUUGCAACGAUUACGUUGCUCUUGUGCAUCCAGAUAUAGAAAGAGAAACUGAGGAGUUGAUAGCUGAUGUUUUGGGAGUAGAAGUUUUCCGUCAAACAAUUGCUGGGAACGUGUUGGUUGGAUCAUAUUGUGCAUUGAGCAAUCAAGGUGGUUUAGUGCAUCCACAAACGUCGAUACAAGAUCAAGAAGAGUUGAGUAGUUUGUUGCAAGUCCCGCUUGUGGCUGGAACUGUGAACAGAGGUAGCAAUGUUGUUGGAGCUGGAAUGGUUGUUAAUGAUUGGUUAGCUGUAGCUGGCAGUGACACUACGGCGCCUGAGUUAUCUGUGAUUGAGUCUAUUUUCAGAUUACAAGAUGCACAACCUGAUGCCAUUGGCGGCAAUUUGAGGGACACAUUGAUAGAGACAUAUACAUAG